This is a messenger RNA of Eucalyptus grandis, 429 nucleotides long. Its product is annotated as dolichyl-diphosphooligosaccharide--protein glycosyltransferase subunit 4A. Lineage: Eukaryota; Viridiplantae; Streptophyta; Magnoliopsida; Myrtales; Myrtaceae. Bases 160 to 273 code for a protein of 37 amino acids. The record is from RefSeq and is a predicted model, not a curated record. The transcript has 2 exons.
UUGACUCGAGUACGAGAGGAGACCGACCUCCUUUCUUCUUCUUCCUUGCUGGUUACUCGAAGGCUCGCGGCGGCUUCCGAUUUCAGCGUCGCAAGAACCUUUGAAGCUCUCGGAGGCGGAGGAAUCCGUGGGGGUGUUCGCUCCGGCGCAGUCGCAAAGAUGAUCGAUGAUCGAGACCUGGGUUUCUUGGCCAACUUUCUUGGCAUCUUCAUCUUUGCAUUGGUGAUAGCGUACCAUUAUGUGACGGCUGACCCAAAAUAUGAAGGCAAUUAGGGAUAUGUUUUCCUUCUUUUUUCCUGGUUAUAGUUAAGAAAAUGUAGAUCAACUGUCAUUUUCGCUAGUAGACAGUACAUUGAUGUAAUGAAUGGUUGGAUCUGAGACAAGAAUGUCGUGGACCUAUUAAUGAAUAUUGCUGUUACUCGACAAAUG